GUCUGCUUCUGCUACAGUGGAUUGGCAGUACUGCCCAAAACGUUAUGUUCUACGUAAACCCUAACGUAUACGCUCAAUUGUGGACGCAGCCUAAAGCACUAUACCUGUCCCCCAAGUUUUCGUCCCUUCAAUUUAAAUACCCGUGACCGUUCUCCUAUACCAAGUCUAUAUUCGUUGAUUAUAUGGUCAGAAAGUGUUGGCCUUCUUCAGGACACGGAUGACGGAGUUAGGUUAGGUCUCUCUCUUGGUUAUGGGCUCGUAUCAUUCGUCUGCUAAGAUAUUAUUUUUUAAAAACAAAUUUUAUUUCAUGGCCGCAUAGAUAAAUAACCGGCCACAAGACAUUUAUAUAGAGUAAGCAGGAAACUAGUACAAAUGAAUUCAUCAAGAAUGUUUAGGAACUUAAAAUCAAGCGAAAAACUUUUGCUUUGUUUAUGGAAAACACCAAAGCUUUGCAGAACUCUUUUGUCACAAGCUUAUCAAUGCCAAGAAGCAUGGAACAAGCGGUUACAGUCUCCGUUGUUGCAAAAAAUUAAGCCUGUUGAUUUUUUCUUAGAAUUAGAUCACAAAUUUCAAACUCAAAGUAGAGUGAGUGCUGUAGAUAUUGAUAUUUUUAGUAAUAGUAUCACCAAUAAUAGCCAAAUACAAGAGCUUGAGGAUUUAUUAUAUAAAUUAAGAAUGUCAAGAGAAACAACAUUCACUCUUGAUUCUACACAUCAUGCAGUUGUGAGAUUUUUCUUAGAGACUGGACAAGCUGAACAACUUUUAGAUGUUUUAAAUGACAGAUUGAAUUACGGCAUAUUUUGUGAUUACUUUUGCUACAACAUACUAAUGGAUCAUUUUAUUGAAAAAGGAAAAUUCGGAUUAGCAGCUAAAACUGCAAGUUUGAUGAUGUUACAAGAAGAAUAUAAGCAUCCUAUUAGUAAUGCCUUAGCAAUUUAUUCAUGUCAUAAGUAUUUAGAAAAUGCAGAUAGUUGGCAAGAGGUAGAUCCUGAAACAUUGAAAGAUCCUGAACCAAAGGAAGAAGUUAAAAUACGUGUUCACUACCUCAGAAAUCCUUAUUUUGAUGACCAUUUUGAUCUAUGGAAACCAUCAGAUCUUACAGGAAAAACUUUGUAUUUAAUAGGGCAAACAAUGUAUGAUCCACUUGGAAGAACUUGUCAGUUAAGAGGACUAUUAUUGUAUAGAAAGUUGAUAGAUGCUAUUGCACUACUUAAGAAAUGGAAACAAGAAGGAGUUAAGGAAGUUGUUUACAGAGAUGUACUUCCUUUAAUUAAAAAAGAUGUACCAGAAAUAUUUGGAGAAGAAGCUUCUGAUGAAGCAAAAGAAUUACAGCAGCUUCUACCUGACUCAGAAACUGCAAACUUGCAUCAAGGCAAUUUGGAAACAGACAUUGAAAAUUUAGCCAAAACAGCAAUCGAUACUUAUUCUCAAGAAGAUAUUGACAAACAAAUUAAGAUUUACAAUGAAUGGGAAGAAAAAAGAAUGACUGUUCUUAAAGAAAAUUUAGCUGAACUAGAUCGUCAAGCAAGAUUAGCUAAGAUUGAACAAAUAAAGCAAGAACUUGCGGAACAAGAACAAGUUCUUACCUUCUUUGAAAACGAAGAUAAAAUAGAGUUGACAAUUGAACAAAAACUUGAAAAAGAAAAGAAAAUAUUUGGUGAAGAAAGUGAGGUUGUACAAAAUCUGGAUGAAAAUUAUGUGCCACCAGAAAUCGUUAGAAAAAGAGAAAACCAAUAGUUAUAAUUUAAUUUUGGUGAAACAUUUUUGCACAUUUUUUUAAAAAUCAUUUAUUCAUGUAGAUUGAAAAUAAUUUGUAUAUUAUUAUCUUAAUAAUAAUGUAAAGCUAUUGUAUUUAAGUUGUUAUAAAAAUUUGAUACUUUUAAUUAGCGUAUUUAUUAAUGUGGCAAUGUAAAAUAUUCCAUAUUACGAAUAAAUUAUAAGGAUUGAACUUUUUUAUACUAUGAACCAAA
Molecule: messenger RNA, 1970 nt
Organism: Nasonia vitripennis (jewel wasp)
Lineage: Eukaryota; Metazoa; Arthropoda; Insecta; Hymenoptera; Pteromalidae
Exons: 4
Coding region: 373-1737 (454 amino acids)
Cellular component (GO): mitochondrion
Source: RefSeq, a predicted model, not a curated record